UCGAUUGGCAGGGUCGCGUGCAAUCGAUACUUUGACAGCUCUCACAUAUUUUAGUUUUGGUUUUUAAAAUAAAAUGGAAUGCAACGCGAAUGCAGCGUGUUUCAAGUAGCUAAAAUGUGGCCAAGGUUUAGUCCAGUGUCGCCGCCAAUCGCAGAUCAAAACCGUGUGCGCCUAUAACAAGAGAUAAGCCCCGAAAACGAUAGUAGAAAACCGACCCCCAUUCGCAGUGUGUGUGUACAGAGGGCGAAGCGAAGCGAAGGCUCGACUCAAACCAAUUGCAAUAUCAAAAAAGUGGAAGUGGAAGGUGGAGUGGAGUGGCCAGGGAGCGAGAGACACCGCCAUCGCCACUUGCAUCGCCGCAUCCGCAAUCGGGUUACAUACGACACUCACAUACCAUACAGCACACAGACCAAACUUUUACUUUUCCAAUCCGAUAUUGUUGGGGAAAAUUUGCCACAAGAAAAUAUAUAUAAAAAGGAAGCGUGCACUAGUGGCGACAUGAGAAUUUGUUUGAUUUCUACACACUGCAUGUUUGAAUUAUUGUAACGCCAAGAAUCACAGUGAAGCCACAAGCACGUACAUCCAUAGAGCGCCCCUAGAAAGUCGCAUAGACCGCCCAAACAUGAUGAUUCAAGAGCCCGUGCAGGCCGCCAUAUGGCACUGCCUGAACUACUACGACUUCAAGGAUGCUGUUUUCCUGGCGGAGCGCCUGUGCUCAGAAGUGGAGAGCGACGAGACGAUAUUCCUGCUGGCCACCAGCUACUUCCGAUCCAAUCAGGUGCACCAGGCAUACUGGCUGCUCAAAGAGAAGGCACGUCGCUCGCCGCAGUGCCGCUUCCUGCAGGCCAAAUGCGCCUAUGAGCUGAAGAAAUACGCCGAAGCGGAAAGCGUUCUGAUCUCGACGGGAUUCGCGGACGCCAAGAACUGCGAUGAACUGCAGCGGGACUUUGGGGAUCUGGCCUGCUUCGCCUAUCAGUUAAUGGCCCAGAUCUGUGUGAGGACCGAGCGAAAUAAACUGGCCGUCAGUGCUUUAAGGCGGGCCCUCAAGCUUAACCCAUUCAUGUGGCACGCCUUCGCUGAUCUGUGCCUGCUGGGCCAGGACACAGAUGCGGCGACCAUAUUCCAGAUCCACAGCACAGAUGUGUUCAAUACCUGCCAAGGCAGCAGUGCCAAUGCCAAUGCAAUGGUGCUGUUCGGCGCCGAGCAGCAAAGUCAACAGCAUCAGGAGCGCCAGUCGCUGAUUACCAACCUAUGCAACUCUAACUCCAACUACAUUCUGACCACGCCCGUGGAUCAGCAGCAACAGAAUCAGCAGCAGGUGCAGCAGAUCAACCAGAAUCAGAACCACAACAGCAACCUGGUGACGCCCAUUAACAAUAAUAAUAAUAACAACAAUCUCAAUAGCUCGAUCAGCAUGCUGCGCGGCGGUUUGGUGCAAAACUCCAGCAUGCUGGCGAUGCUGGAGGACACGCCUAUGGGAUAUCCUCAGGACACGGCCGGUCAGCAUCAGCAGCACCAGCAGCUGUACGACAUGAGCAGCGGCACACCCUUUCGCAAGCAGUUCAAAUACCUUUCGGCCCUCUCACCGCCAACUCCGAGCUUCGGCAUCAUGCCACUGACUAGUCCCUGCACCGGCAACGAUGGCUCCUUCAUCGGCAACCACACGCCCGUUAUGAAUAUUAGCUAUUCGCCGAUGCCGCAGAUGCUGGUCGAGGUCAACCAGGAGCCGAAGAUGAUGGGCAAAAAGCUGAAGACACAUGUGGGCGGUCUCAUCAAUCGCAAGGAGGGCAGCCUUAAUAAACCCGCCGUCUUUACGCAAGCCGGAAACAUAACGCCCCGCACCCCGAACAACAAUAAUGUGGGCAACAAUGGCAAUAUGAAUGUGCCGCCCAAUCCAAAUGCUGCAGUGCGUCGCAGUUCGCGGCUGUUCAGCAAUUCGUAUUCGGUGAAGGAGAACAAUAAAUCGCCCAACAUAGCCAACAAGUUCGUGCAGCCACGUUCGCCGCCCCGCAAAACCAAGUCACGGAUGACCAAGAUCUGCCUGAAUAACGAACUGAUCGAGGAGAAGUCCCACCACCUGUCCGAGAAGCGCAAGGAGAAGGUGGAGACUAUUACUUCCUCAGGAGCGAAUAAUAACAGUGGUGGACGCAGUGCCGCCGAGGAGGCCAAGGUUCUGUUGAACAAUAGCUUAAACAACGCCCAGACGAUGGCCCACCAGCUGAUGGGACUCAAGAAACAGUCGGCCGAUGGGCUGAUGGCCCUUCUGCGGGAUUUGGCUGAAGCCUAUCAACUGCUUUCCAACUUCCAGUGCAAGGCGGCCAUCAAGCAGCUGGAGACGACGAUACCAAAGCACCACCUGAACUCCAGCUGGGUGCAGUCGCUUAUCGGACUGGCCAGGUACGAGAUGCGCGAGUAUGAGGCGGCGGUGGCGAUAUUUGAAAGCAUCCACAAGGCGGAGCCAUGCCGCUUGGACUACAUGGAGAUAUACUCGUCAUCCCUGUGGCAUUUGCAGCGUGAGGUGGAGCUCUCUGCUCUUGCCCAGGAUCUGAUUAACCAGGACAAAACUAGCCCGGUGACCUGGUGUGUCUCCGGAAAUUGCUUCUCGCUGCAAAAGGAGCACGAAACAGCGAUCAAGUUCUUCAAGCGGGCUGUCCAAGUGGAUCCAGACUUCGUCUACAGCUACACACUGCUGGGCCAUGAACUCGUACUCACCGAAGAAUUUGAAAAGGCGAUGGACUACUUCCGGGCCGCAGUGGUUAGAGAUCCACGGCAUUACAACGCUUGGUACGGCAUCGGCACCAUAUACUCCAAGCAGGAGAAGUAUGAGCUGGCUGAAAUUCACUAUGUGAAGGCACUGAAAAUCAAUCCGCAGAACUCGGUGAUCCUCGUGCACAUCGGCGCCAUGCAAUUCUACAUGAAGAAGAAGGAUCUGUCGCUGCAGACCCUAAACACGGCCGCCACGCUGGACCCAAAGAACCCGCUUACUCGAUUCCACCGCGGCUCCAUCUAUUUCUCUUUGGGCAAGUACCAGGAGGCGCUGCGCGAACUGGAGGAGCUUAAGGAAGUCGUGCCCAAGGAGUCUGUGGUGUUCUAUCUGAUCGGCAAAAUCCACAAGACGCUCGGCAACAUGGAUCUGGCGCUGAUGCACUUCAGCUGGGCCACCGACCUGGAUCCCAAGGGUGCCAACAAUCAAAUCAAAGAUGCCUUCGACUCCAUGGCCCAUCCCAGCUGCUGUCCGGCCAACACUACGGCCCUGGACGUUGAUCUGGAGCCCACUUCGGAGCGUUCCGAUGACUCCACGCAGGCGCAGCAGGACGGAAGCUACGACAGCGACUACUAGGGAGCUGCGCCUCCAAAUUCACGCGGUUGUAUAUACGUUAAAGAGAAACACAGUAAACAAAGGAAAACUUAGUAACAGAUACAAAAACCCAGAUCGAUUGCUGCUGUAUUGUCGUAGAGGAAAGGAAACCAAUUAUGAAGUAUAAUAAAGUCUAGAUAACGUUUAGCAUUAGUAA
Molecule: messenger RNA, 3515 nt
Organism: Drosophila teissieri
Lineage: Eukaryota; Metazoa; Arthropoda; Insecta; Diptera; Drosophilidae
Gene: Cdc27
Product: cell division cycle protein 27 homolog
Exons: 3
Coding region: 623-3340 (905 amino acids)
Biological process (GO): cell division
Molecular function (GO): protein binding
Source: RefSeq, a predicted model, not a curated record